AUGAGUGGAGUUAGGUUCCGGGUAGCUAUUAUAUGGCUCUGUUAUGAUGUGGUAUGGAGUUGUCCCUUGAUAGCUAUGAGUGGGAGUUGGGCUCCAGGUAGCUAUGACUCAAAAACUCCAAUACGUGAAUUAUGUUGUGGGAGACUCGGGCUCAUGUGGAUCAUGUUAUGGGAGCCUCGAGCUCGUAUGAAUUGUGUUAUGGGAGCCUCGAGCUCAUGUGGAUUGUGUUAUGGGAGUCUUGGGCUCAUGUACCUUAUACCAACCAGUCAUGGUUGUGACAGGAACAAUUAUCAAGCCUCUAGGAUCCUCGUCAUUGAAGGCCUCCACCCAAUGUAUGAUAAACGUGUGAGAGACCUCUUGGCAUUCAGUAUCUAUUUGGACAUCAGCAAUGAGGUUAAGUUCGGCUGGAAAAUUCAGAGGGACGUGGCAGAGCGAGGACACAGUUUCGAAAGCAUCAAAGCCAGCACCGAAGCUCGCAGGACAGAUUUUGAUAUUUACAUUGAUCCGCAGAAGCAAUACGCGGAUGCAGUGAUCGAAGUGCUGCCUACUCGACUCAUCCCCGACGAUGAUCAGGGCAAGUUCUUGAGAGUAAGGCUGAUAAUGAAAGAAGGGAUGAAGCUUUCCAGCCCGGUUUACCUCUUCGACGAAGGCUCCACCAUCACCUGGGUACCCUGCGGGAGGAAGCUGAUAUGCUCCUACCCGGGCAUCAAGUUCUUCUACGGCCAUGAGACAUAUUUCGGCCAUGAGGUGUGUGUUUUGGAGAUGGAUGGCCAGUUUGAUAGAUUGGACGAGCUGAUAUAUAUAGAGAGCCAUCUGAGCAACAUUUCCACCAAAUUCUACGGCGAACUUACCCAACAAAUGUUGAAACAUUCAGAUUUUCCAGGCAGUAACAAUGGAACCGGUCUCUUCCAAACCAUUAUCGGAUUGAAGAUCAGAGAUAUCUACGAGCAGAUCAUCGCCGGCGGCAAGGCGGCUGCAUCUCCAUUACAAGCCACCAACGCCUAG
Molecule: messenger RNA, 1005 nt
Organism: Diospyros lotus (date-plum)
Lineage: Eukaryota; Viridiplantae; Streptophyta; Magnoliopsida; Ericales; Ebenaceae
Product: phosphoribulokinase, chloroplastic-like
Exons: 6
Coding region: 1-1005 (334 amino acids)
Biological process (GO): carbohydrate metabolic process
Cellular component (GO): cytoplasm; chloroplast
Molecular function (GO): ATP binding; phosphoribulokinase activity
Source: RefSeq, a predicted model, not a curated record